CGAGAUUACACGAACUUUUAUGUAAUAGUCACCUUAUUAAGUAAACUUUAGAUAUCAUACAGACAGCCUUAUUUCUAUGACCAGUUACUUUAUAUCAAAUUGUGUCUAAAGUUAAACUAAACAUUCAGAUUUUAUACAUUCGUCUAAUUAUGGAAUCAGAAGACCCGAAAGUAACAGAAUUUCUCGAAAUUGUGUUUCAUGACAUGAGACAAACUGCAGCUGGUGCAGUAAAUUUGUCGAGUUCUCUUAGAGCUCGCGCUAGACCAUAUACUAAAUUUAAAAAGCAAUUGAACGUAAUGUAUAGAGCUCUUGAUCCCAUGCACAGGUCUGGCUUUGAAACGCUUUUUUUGUUUCUUCAUUUAAACAAGACUAAUGCAUUCAACGUGAUGUCAUCCCAUUGUUUGGCAGUAUGGGAGCAAUGCACUGAAGGUAUAGACGUAUUUCUUCAUUUAAUGUAUACGUGUAGUUUUACUUAUUCACUUUUAGCAUUUUGUGAAAGUAAUGGAGAGCCUAAUUUAUUAUGUUUAUUUUCAAAAUGGAUUAAGGAGAUGUAUUCUGAUCUAAUUAAACCGAAGUUUGAGGAUGCAGAUGGAUGGGAAGGAUUAGAUUUUUUCUGCUCAACAUCUAAUCUGCAUUUUAUUUUAGAUUUUAUAAAUCUCUGUUACAAUAAGCAAGGGAAGUUGUUUACUCACAUCGUAUUAGGAGAUAGGUACUACUUUUUUGGACUUAAUCAUGACGAUAUUAUUAGUUCCUUAAGGAAAAAUUUUGGAGACUUCAAAAAUGCAGUUCUUGCAGAAUAUGAAAGCGAACUAAAUGGCAAUUUUAAGUAUAAAUUUGCAGUUAUGUUAGCUUUUAUCAAGAUAGAGUUAGCCUUUGAUCAUACCGCAAGUGUUUUCAAUCCACCUAGUCCACGCAAUCGCUUACUAUAUCCGACACCAGUUCUUUUCAAAUACUAUAUGUGGAAUUCUCUGAAAAAUAAUAUGCCUGAUAACAUAAGACGUGCUUUUGUUGAGCAAGAAGAACAAGCUCGUAUUAAUAAAGUGCAAGCUUAUCUCAACCAAGAACAAUCUCGUGCUAAUCAAGUGCAAGCUUAUCUAAAUCAAGAACAACCUCUCGCUGAUCAAGAAGAAAUUCUAACAAAUCAAGAUCGUGCUAAUCAAAAACAAACACAUUGCGAGGUAGAAAAUGACUAUUUUGAUUCAGAACACACUCCUGACAUCGAUUUCCUCAUUACCGUUUUCCGAGACUAUAUUGAUAUCACAGAUCAAACACCCCCUAUUGAAAAACACUUUCCAGCUGACGUAGCAUCUCCUGGUAUCAAAGAACAAGCUUCUGAUAUUGUGGAACAAGCACCCAAUAAUGAAGAACAAGAUUCUGAUAUUGAAAAACAAGAUUCUGAUAUUGAAAAACAAGAUUCUGAUAUUGAGGAAAAACCUUUCGACAAUGAAAAAAAAUCACCUCUCAUUAAAGAACGGGCUCCUGAUAUUAAUCAAAGAGGUCUCAAAACCAUAGAAGAGAUAUCUGCUACUGUGAAACAAUAUUUUGCUAAUGCAAAACAAUUUAAUACCAUAGAAAAAGCAUUUGCUUUUGCAGAACAAUAUUAUGCUGCCAUGAAGUUAGCUCCUGGUACUAAAAACGCUCCUAACAACGCAAAUGAUUCACAAAUACAAAAUAGAACGAGCAGGCGUUUAAUUUUUGUAAAAUAUGAUCCCGAAGAUAGUGAAAGUUAUUCUGAUUCCGAAUAGCAGAAAUUUUUAUGUUAUUACCGUAAAAAAAUUGUGAUAUCCCUCAAACAAAUUAAGAAAAUAUAAGAGGGGACAUGAUGAAUGAAGAUACAUCUUUUUAAUUAUGGUAAUAUAGUGAGUUUUAACAAUAAAAUUAUUUUAAAGAGGCGAAAGUUUUUUAAUUUAUUAAAAUGUUAUUGUAAAAUUUAUUUGACAUUAAAAACUGAAUUUAUAAACAAUGAAUUUUACAAGUAGAUUUUAUGCUCAUCGUAUUAAAAUUUUAGUUUUUUUUCGAUGUAAACAUCAUACUCGUAAAAUUCACCAUUUAUGGAACUUUAAUGUUUAUGUUUGCAAAGCUCUUUUGAAGUAAGUAAUAAUUUUGCUGAAUGCAUUUGAAAUAUAUUUUAUUAUUUGAGGUUAGAUUUCUUAAAAAUAUUUCAAGGUCAUGUAAUAAAUCAAAUUUGUAUUAUUGAUUUUUAUUUAAAGAUAUUCUUGUUCAAAAUAUUUCGUUGCAAACUUAUUAUUACUUCUUAUUUUUUUAUAGAUUACUUCACUGUGAUAUUUCUAUUUGAACUUAAGUGAAAAUUAUUUUACUGAUAUAUGUAGUAAUUUGAAUGUAAUACUAGAAUAUUUCCAUAAAAAUUAGAUUUUAAUUUUUUCAUUGAUACUUUCGGAUAAAAUGUAAUAUUGUAUUUUACACUGAAUAAAAUUUUUAUGCGUA
This is a messenger RNA of Parasteatoda tepidariorum (common house spider), 2445 nucleotides long. NCBI's taxonomy places the organism in Eukaryota, Metazoa, Arthropoda, Arachnida, Araneae, Theridiidae. The record is from RefSeq and is a predicted model, not a curated record.